GAGAGAGAGAGAGAGAGAGAGAGAGAGAGAGAGAUGGGGAGGGCAGGAGUGGAUAGCAGUACUAGUACUGAAAGUAGAUGGAGUCUUGAGGGAACUACGGCUCUUGUCACGGGCGGAACAAAAGGAAUUGGGCAUGCUAUUGUGGAGGAACUUGCACAUUUUGGUGCGGCUGUACAUACAUGCUCUCGAAAUGAAGCUGAGCUUAAUGAAUGCAAGCACAAGUGGGAGAAAAAGGGUUUUCGAGUCACUGUUUCAGUAUGCGAUGUUACUUCUCCAUCUGAACGACAGAAGCUAAUUACCACUGUCUCAUCUCUCUUUGAUGGCAAACUAAAUAUUCUUAUUAACAAUGUUGGAACAAACAAAAUGAAACCGACAACGGAGUACAAAGCCGAGGAUUUCUCGCUUAUAAUGUCAACAAAUUUUGAAUCAGCGUAUCACUUGAGCCAACUUUCACAUCCUCUUCUGAAAGCUUCGUCAGCUGGAAGCAUUGUGUUUCUUUCUUCAGUCUGUGGCGUUGUAUCAGUUAAUGUUGGAUCCAUAUAUGGCGCCACCAAAGGGGCAAUGAAUCAGCUAACAAAAAAUCUUGCAUGCGAGUGGGCAAAAGAUAAUAUAAGGACUAAUUGUGUUGCACCUUGGUACACCACGACUCCCCUUGCUGAACCGUAUCUUACUGAUGAAAGCAAGUUCAAGGCUAUCAUCUCUCGAACGCCAAUGGGAAGAGUUGGAGAACCAAAAGAGGUGUCUUCAUUGGUGGCGUUUCUUUGCCUUCCUGCGGCUUCUUUCAUCACCGGCCAGACUAUUUGCGUCGAUGGGGGGAUGACGGUGAAUGGCUUGAUGAUGACCACAUGAUAGGCAUGGAUGCAUAUAUGGGUUCAAGAUUUAAUUGCUUAAAGAAAUUCCGGUUUCCCCUACUUAAAUUAUAGUGAUUGCAAAAUAAGGCAACACUAGUUUGCUUGCGAUCUAUGUGUGCCCCGGUAUUUGUCAUCAAGUUAAUUUAUCCAUGCAUGUUAUAAUAAACCAUAUUAAUUAA
This is a messenger RNA of Juglans microcarpa x Juglans regia, 1030 nucleotides long. RefSeq names its product tropinone reductase homolog At5g06060-like. Lineage: Eukaryota; Viridiplantae; Streptophyta; Magnoliopsida; Fagales; Juglandaceae. The transcript has 6 exons. Bases 34 to 849 code for a protein of 271 amino acids. The record is from RefSeq and is a predicted model, not a curated record. Gene Ontology annotation, molecular function: oxidoreductase activity.